UCGCUCUCCAUCACCGCAUGACUAGCGGCAGUGCGGAGCUCCAUUGGUUCAGGCUCACGUCAGUCUGAAGUGAUACUAGUGCGGAGCCGCUACAAACUCCAACUACAUCAGUGAAGAGAGAGCAAAGCAGGACGGGAGGAAAAUGUUGCGGGUCUCCAGCGCCGGGACCGGCUGAGCGGCUCAGACUGAUCGAUAAGCAGCGGAAGGAAGACACUGCUGAUAAACGCCACUUACACCGAGCAGCUUGCGACCGAGCGGACAUCUGAGUUCUCCGUGGUGUGCCAGCCCUCUGUGGUCUCUCCAUGCCUCCUUCUCCUCUAGACGACAGAAUUGUGGUGGCGCUGCCAAGGCCGAUACGACCUCAGGAACUCCGACUCCGCCUGGACACCAGCUACCUGGAAGCCACCGUGGGCACCGUCGGUCAGUCGACGGUAAUCAGCAGCACCACCGUGGUGAAGAUCCAGGCGACCAAGCUUUCGUAUAUGCCCUCGUCCAGCGGCUCCACGCGCUCGCUGACGUGUGGAUGCAGCAGUGCCAGCUGUUGCACGGUGACCACCUACGAGAAGGACGGCCAGGUGAGCGCCAGCAGCCCCAACUUGAACUCUGGCGUCGGCUAUGGCGUCCCGACGGUGGGCCACGGCGAGGCCUACAGCGCGCCCAGCCUCACCUCCAGCCUGACCAGGGGCGGCAUGCGGGUCAUCCACCCCAACGAGCUGGCUAAGAAGCUGACGCACUGCCCGCUGGGCCACCCGCUCGGGCCGGCGCCCGUCAUCAUCGACUGCCGGCCCUUCAUGGAGUUCAACAAGAGCCACAUCCGCGGCGCCGUGCACAUCAACUGCUCCGACAAGAUCAGCCGCCGACGCCUCCAGCAGGGCAAGAUCACCGUCCUGGACCUCAUCUCCUGCCGCCAGAGCAAGGACUCCUUCAAGGGGAUUUUUUCCAAAGAGCUGGUGGUGUACGACGAAAGCACCGUGGACCCGGGACGCCUCACGCCGUCUCAGCCUCUGCACGUCGUUCUCGAGUCGCUGCGCAGGGAAGGAAAGGACCCCAUCGUUCUUAAAGGAGGCCUCGCCGGUUUCCGACAGAACCACAAUGAUCUGUGCGAACACUCUCUUCACCUGGAGGAAGGACAGGACGGCAGCACCGCGGUGGGCCUGUCGGGGGCGCUACCUCAUUCCCUGCCCUCCACGCCGGACAUCGAGAACGCAGAGCUGACGGCCAUCCUGCCCUUCCUGUACCUGGGCAACGAACGGGACGCUCAGGACCUGGAGCUCAUGCAGCGCAUGGACAUCGGCUACAUCCUGAACGUCACCACGCACCUGCCGCUCUACCACUACGACCUCGGCCUGUUCAAAUACAAGCGCUUACCCGCCACCGAUAGCAACAAACAGAACCUGCGGCAGUACUUCGAGGAGGCCUUUGAGUUCAUAGAGGAGGCGCACCAGGCCGGCCAGGGGCUCCUCAUUCACUGCCAGGCCGGCGUGUCUCGCUCCGCCACCAUCGUGAUCGCCUACCUGAUGAAACACACCUGGAUGACCAUGACGGACGCCUACAAGUUCGUCAAAUCCCGGCGGCCCAUCAUCUCGCCCAACCUCAACUUCAUGGGCCAGCUUUUAGAGUUCGAAGAAGACCUGAAUAACGGCAUCACUCCGCGCAUACUCACGCCCAAACUCACCGGCCUCGAGACCGUCGUAUAGUGACUCCUUUCCAUACGGAAUAUCCUUGAGACGUGGAUGAGGAAAACGGACAGUUUUUUUCAGCCAAACACUGUGCUGCGGUCAUGCGACGGCUCUCGGCCGCUGGUGCUGGCUAAAGCCCUCCGAGGAGGCUGGAUUUUCGCUCGUUUCAUCGUUCUUACUCUAUUUUUAUACACCUAAGGUGGCUUCACUGUGCAAUAACGUCUGUGUGGAAAGCAGCCGGGUGCGUGAUGUGUAUAUAACGGCACCGAGACUCUCGGCCCACCCGGUUAGUCGUGUACUUUUGUGUUUUUCGUACAUUUAGGCACUGAUUUCUGACAUUUAAAACACCUGAAACCAGCUUUAUACAUGUUCGGAUGCGUCUUUGUGUAUUAAUGUCUUUAGCAUCGCUGACAAUCAGAACAAACCUCAUUUGAAUGUCCUUUAAAAUUAACCGAUUGCAUGAUUGCGCUAGAAGAAGUAUACAAGCAUAGUACUAUUAUAUACUGAUCAAAAUAUAGCUAAAAUCAUUUGCUUGAAUAUUAAGGAGUUGUUUUAUUUGUUUGAAUUGACCGUUUUCAUAUUAGGUUGGUCAGCGGUGCACAUUCGUUCUGUUUUUGCUUCUGUAAGUGCGUGUUUGUCCGAAUGGGAUUGUUAUCUAACGUAUAUUACGCUCGUAUGUAUGUUUUUCGGCUUCACUGUGUUCAGCGGUUCAACUCUCUCUUGACUCUCAUGACCUCAGAAAGGUAGAUGGAUGCUUGUGAAUUUCAGCUUUUUGCGCACACGUAAGAAUUGUGCCUCUAUUGGUGCCUUAACUCAUUUUUCGGAUUUUUUUUUUUUUUUUUUUGAGUGUGUGAAACGGCUUUAAACCAGACCGCAAGGCGUUCGUGUGUGUUUUAAUGUGCUGGAAGAGUCAAAAGGUUGAUUUUUAUCAUGAUUUUGUUCUCCUUUCUCAUAACAGAACUGAAACGCUGUGAAAUAACAAAACUCUGGGCUCGUCUAAACAUUCAAACGCAAAAUGUACCAGAGGACGGUUUAUUGUACUUCACCCGGACUCCUCACAAUUAAGGGUUUUUCUAAAGAAUACAUUUAGUUUUUCAGCUUUACACAAACCUCCUGCACUUUGGCUGUACGGUUUUGAAAACUUGCAUAUUACUGCUUUUGUUUAAGUAGAAGAAGUAGAAAUACAACUAGAAUGUUUACCUUGAAUGGUUUCAGUGAAAUUGUAUCCCUAUAUUUGUAAUUUAUAUAGACAUAUAUACAUAUAUAAGUACUGAAAAUUUGAGAACGCAAGCGAAAUCCUCACAAUCAGUAAAAGCUGAGUUUAUUAUUAUUAUUAUUAUUAUUAUUAUUUUGAAAACCCAACCAGCACACUUAUUAAUCUGACUGUCUACUGAUUAGAAAUUAUUAGAAAUUAUUAUAUAUUUAAAGCAGUAGAUCAGACACUGUGCCAAUAUUAGAAAACAACCUACUUGAUCACUUUUUCUCUUUCUUAGUUUUUACUAAAGCUUUUAUUUUUCAUGGGAUGAGUGACUUUUUAUCUCACAAUUCUGAGAAAAUUGCAAGAUAUAAAUUCAGAAUUGCAAAACAAGUCAGAGUUGUGAGAUAAAAAGUCACAGUUGGCUUUUUUUUGUUAUUCUGUGAAACAAAACAAAACAAAACAGAAUUGCAAGAUGUAACUUUAUCUUUAAUCUUGCAUUACUAAGUUUUUAUCUUCUUUUUCUCAGAAUACGCAAGUUGCAGUAACCUUUUUUAUUCCAUUGUAAAAAUAAAUAAAUAAAUAAAUAAAAUUGCAAAAUGUAAACUCAGAAUUCUAAACAAAUAAUAGUUCUUUUUU
Messenger RNA from Labeo rohita (rohu), 3513 nucleotides. It is a transcript of the gene dusp10, whose product is annotated as dual specificity phosphatase 10. The coding region runs from base 303 to 1697 and encodes 464 amino acids. Gene Ontology annotation, biological process: negative regulation of JUN kinase activity; protein dephosphorylation. The transcript is spliced from 4 exons. Gene Ontology annotation, cellular component: cytoplasm; cytosol. NCBI's taxonomy places the organism in Eukaryota, Metazoa, Chordata, Actinopteri, Cypriniformes, Cyprinidae. Gene Ontology annotation, molecular function: MAP kinase tyrosine/serine/threonine phosphatase activity; protein tyrosine/threonine phosphatase activity. The record is from RefSeq and is a predicted model, not a curated record.